This is a messenger RNA of Arabidopsis thaliana (thale cress), 2158 nucleotides long. Its product is annotated as Protein kinase superfamily protein. NCBI's taxonomy places the organism in Eukaryota, Viridiplantae, Streptophyta, Magnoliopsida, Brassicales, Brassicaceae. The record is from RefSeq and is marked reviewed. Gene Ontology annotation, molecular function: protein kinase activity; ATP binding. The coding region runs from base 163 to 1149 and encodes 328 amino acids. The transcript has 4 exons.
GUAAACUUUUUUUCUUACCAUUUUUUUUAAUACUUCCAUUGCUCUUUUUUUCUGACGUCUUCUUUAAUUUAUUCUACUCUAUACAUAUCUGCCAUAUAUGUGUAUAUAGAGAGAAAUAUACUUCAAUUCGUUUCCAAACCUAUACUCUCCUCUCUCACAAAAAUGAACAACACCAAAAUGGAAAACAAAAGCCAUAGCAACCACCACCGGUACCAUCAUCUAUCAUCCCGGAGCCACGAGCAAAACCAGCGUGGCCUAAUUUCGAUAAAUGCCAUAAUCAUCAUUGGCAUCUCCAUUAUCUCCAUAUUCAUAAUCCUUGCAAUUCUCCUAAUAAUCAUUUUACUUCAUCGACUUAAAUCCGCAAGAGUCAAAGCACAAGAAUUAUCUUGCAAAGAAAGCUUCAACAACAUGAACAAUGGUGGAGCUUCCACCAACUACAGCUACACUUCUAGCCCUGAUGACAUCAAGAGAGAUUGUCUAUACUCAAGAAACCCAACAUCGUUCAGACAAUUACCCCCACAGACAAAAAGUUGUAGGAGAAGCCGAGCCGAAGGAGUAGAAGUGUACACAUACAAGGAAUUAGAGAUUGCAACAAAUAAUUUCAGCGAGGAGAAGAAAAUCGGAAAUGGAGAUGUGUACAAAGGAGUACUAAGUGAUGGAACUGUUGCGGCCAUUAAAAAGCUUCAUAUGUUUAAUGAUAAUGCUAGUAACCAAAAGCAUGAAGAACGGUCCUUUAGGCUUGAGGUUGAUCUUCUUAGUCGAUUACAAUGCCCAUAUUUGGUGGAAUUACUUGGAUAUUGUGCAGAUCAAAACCAUAGGAUCCUGAUAUAUGAAUUUAUGCCUAAUGGUACUGUGGAACAUCAUCUCCACGAUCAUAAUUUUAAGAAUCUAAAGGAUCGACCUCAACCAUUAGAUUGGGGAGCUCGGCUUAGGAUCGCCCUUGAUUGCGCCAGAGCCCUAGAGUUUCUUCAUGAGAAUACAAUCUCUACUGUUAUCCACCGGAACUUCAAGUGUACCAACAUUUUGUUGGAUCAAAAUAAUCGAGCUAAAGUUUCAGAUUUCGGAUUAGCCAAAACCGGAUCCGAUAAACUAAACGGUGAGAUUUCAACAAGGGUUAUUGGCACCACAGGAUAUCUUGCUCCAGAGUAAGUAACACUUCACAUAAUUGUUUCAUAUUUUUGCAAAACAAUUUUUUUUACAAAAUAUUAGCAAAGUGUGUUGAUCCAUUAGUGGUUGUUGACUAUCAAUAGUGUGUCACUUUUGAAUUUAAAAGAUGGAUUAUGAUCAGUCAAUUGCUCUUAACAUAACCAUUUAAAAACUUAUUGGGAUUGAGAUAGGUAUGCCUCUACUGGAAAGCUUACUACAAAAUCAGAUGUUUAUAGUUAUGGUAUUGUGUUACUACAACUCUUAACGGGUCGCACACCGAUCGAUUCAAGACGUCCACGGGGACAAGAUGUCCUUGUCUCUUGGGCUCUUCCAAGACUAACCAAUAGAGAGAAAAUUAGUGAAAUGGUGGAUCCAACCAUGAAAGGUCAAUACUCACAAAAAGAUCUUAUUCAGGUCUGACUUCAUUACUUCUUUCUAUCUUUCCUUUGCAAUGUGGAGUGUUGGGUUUUCCCUUAGUACAUUCCUAUAUGACAAAGAAAGAAGCGUUUAAUGUGGUUAACUUGGAAACAUAGUGGAUGUGGCUUCGCAACCAAUAGACUAUCUACCUUUGUUGUUUGAUCCACCACAACAUUUAUAUAACCAUUGAACUACUAAUGUGUGGAUGACAUACGCUAUCGAGAGGAAAUUUGUAUAUGGGCAAGAGUUGUGAAUAUAUUUUAUGAAACAGGUAGCAGCCAUAGCAGCAGUGUGUGUGCAACCAGAAGCAAGUUAUAGACCGUUGAUGACGGAUGUUGUUCACUCGCUCAUUCCCCUUGUUAAAGCUUUCAACAAAAGUACUGAUUCUUCUCGGUUUCCUAGCCGUAGAGAAAGCUUGUCAUUUGAUGAUAUUAUGCCAUGACACUCUUUUGUUUAAUAUGUAUUAAUUUCUCUCUUUUAAGUUGAGAUUCUCGUUGUUAUUGUAUAUUUGUAUAGGUAAAUGAAUCCAUUUAUCUUGUACUAUAACUUAUAUUAGUGUUGUUUAAUUGCCUAGAAGUCACUCAUUCUAAGUCCA